This is a messenger RNA of Dicrocoelium dendriticum, 1937 nucleotides long. The record is from the annotation of a GenBank genome assembly. Lineage: Eukaryota; Metazoa; Platyhelminthes; Trematoda; Plagiorchiida; Dicrocoeliidae.
GCUCCACAGGUCAUCCACAGCGUACAUUGUUCACUGAACUCGGAGUCCGUAAUCGCACGCUACCUUUUUUGUUCAUGAUGUCCGAUCCGGACACAAGUUCAGACUCUAGUCACAGCUGCGGCAGUGAAGAGGGUGAUACAGCUUUACUCGAAAAAGUUAACUUUCUCAAAGCGCAACUUACAUCUUGUCCCACUUUAUAUGAGUCGCAUGUUGAACUCAUAUCAUCUCUUCGCGAACUGGGAAACCUCGAGGAUCUAAGGGCUGCGAGAGAAAGUAUGCAUUCAGUAUACCCUUUGUCUCCUAAACUCUGGUUGGACUGGUUUGAAGACGAGCUGAAGAUUGCCUCUUCCGUCGAGGAAAUGCAGGGUGUUGAAGAUCUUUUUAAGCGCGCAGUUGAAGACUAUGAUGAUCCAUCAAUUUGGUUGGAGUAUUGCCUAUUCAAAAUAGGCCGUUUCUCUCCAGAAUCUCCAGAGUCAAUUCGAGCAGUGGAAGACGCGUUCACAUUGGCAUUAUCUCACCAAGGCCUAAAUGUGGCAUCAGGAAGCGUAAUCUGGGAAGCGUACAGAGACUUUCAGACCGUGUUGCUCGAAUAUUUCAAAGUGAAUUCCCCACAAUUAGUGGAGGAGCAUGUGAAGUGCAUGGAUCGAUUGUUUCGCCGCCAGCUGAGCAUACCAUCAUUGUCCAUCCAGUCGACUUUUAAAGCAUACGAAGAAUUUCUCGAACAGUACGGAAAGUCCUUAUACGAAAGUGACCAGGAAUCUUUAUCCCCGGUUCCUGCUGAUUGCAUGAAAGAUUAUGAGGCAGCGCUUGCUCAGCUGGAACUGCUCCAACCUUUCGAGGACAAAAUCGAGACCUCGGACAAUGACGCUUCUUCUUUCUCUGCCUGGACUGCCUACUUGGACUGGAUAGUGUCUUAUCGUCAUUCGAAUUCAUCCAACACACCUGGAAAGUCUAAAAUCCAAAAACAAACAAAGGGCUUCGAUCCCGCUCACAUUUGCUGUCUGUUUGAAAGAUCAGUCACCGUCCACUGCUUGCAUGCCGAAAUCUGGCUUCGUUUCAUCAAUUACUUGGAAGACAAGCUGCCAUCUGAUAGGCCUCGCCUCCUACGCGUCUUGGCUCGUUCUGUUCGCAAUUGCCCUUGGUCAUUGGAUUUGUGGGACCGAUAUGCUCUGGUCUCCGAAGCUAUGGCGAACGAAGAAAUUGCCAACCAUGCGACUAACGGACUGAAUGGACAGUCGGAUCACAUAUUUGAUACGUCUGCUUUUGCGAAAAUCAUCGCGGUGUAUGACACCGCCUUAUCUGCGGGACUCCGACAAGCAUCCGAUAUUCUCCAUCUUUGGUUUAAUUAUUGCGCUUUUGGUGUUCGUCGCCUACUUCGUAUGGAGCCUUCAACCCCCGAAUGGAACAACGGACUCGAGAACUUACGUGCCACUUUUGAGCGCGCUCAUCAUUCUCUGCGGGAAAUGUUCCACCACGAAGCCGAUCCUGAUGAUACUCUUUACCAAUUUCACGCCUUCGUUGAGGCCAAAUAUGCGCGUGACCUCGGAAAAGCGCGUUCGGUUUGGUCGCGUUUGAUGCAGCAACCUGGGCGGGGUACGAAAACGAGCCUGUGGCUCGCCUAUUUAACUUUCGAGUGUAACUGGGGUGAUGUGAAACACUUCCUUCGUGUCGCUCGCAUGGCUAUCAAUUCCAUCGGACAGCACGGGGUAUCUGCCUUCUCUGCCUUGGUGCAGCUGGGUUGCCAAUGUGGGUUGGAGGUCUCACACAUCCUGGACUUGAAAUCGCGGAUCCGCCAACGGCUUCAUGAGUUGGAACAACAGGCGGCUAGCAAAAACGACCCAAACCUUGAGACACAGGAUAAGCGCAGUGCGGUUAGUUUCACCUGGACGAUUCAUACUAACCCAUUCACUUCUUGGUGCUGCUCGUAUUUAUGCUAG